AAGUUCUUUUUCUUGGACUGCUGGUGACUUACAAAGGAAUACUGACUAGAAGCAGAGACUGCCCUCCGUGAUCCUGUGGAAGACCUGUUGGACUCAGCUGCAGAGAGAGAAGCUGUGGUCAGAGCAGAGAAGACCUCAUCCGGAUGUCUCCACACAAGGUAUAUCCUGAUUAUUGAACAGAUUGUGUACAGAAGGUUCCUGAUCACUUUCAGAAGCGUAUAAAGGGCUGCUUCAGCUCAGUUCACUGUCAAGGAGUGACCUUCACCGGGACCAUGGCCCAAAGUCUGCAAGAGGAGGUGACCUGUCCAGUUUGUCUGGAAAUUUUCUCCUGUCCCGUUUUACUCUCCUGCGAACAUGUGUUCUGCUUUCAUUGCAUGCAGAGAUGGAUGCUAGAACACAGGGAUCUGAAAUUGACCUGCCCCAUGUGUCGAGGGGUAACUGAGAGCCCCCCUUUGGAGGAAUGGCAAAUCAGAGCUCUGUCCCUUCUGAUCAGACAGCACAGUGGCCUACUGAUGAAAAGUCUGCACGUGAGCAAAGAGUUGCUGAGAUUCCAGGAGGAUAUGACUCUGGAUAGAAGCACUGCCAACCCCUUCCUUGUCCUCUCUGAUGACCUAAGGAAUGUUUGGUGUGGGAAGAUCUGCCACAACCCAGUGGAAGAUUCCCAGAGAUUCACCUACCUGACCUGUGUCCUGGGCACACCAUACUUCUCCUCUGGCUGCCAUUACUGGGAGGUCGAGGUGGGAGACGGGAAGGAGUGGACUCUGGGGAUCUGUAAGGCAUCAGUCGACAGAAAGAGGAAGGGCGGUUUCUCUGUUGAGCAUGGCUUCUGGUUGAUCAGCCUGAAGGCAGGAACAAUCUGUACCAGCUCCAUCCCAGAAAUCAGAAUUCCUGCAAGCCCCAAACUUAGCCACGUAGGGAUUUUUUUAGAUGUUGAAUUGGAAGAACUCAAAUUUUUUGAUGCUAGAGAAAAUGCCCUCAUCUAUACAUAUAGUUGUCUCUCAUGUUUGGAGCCUUUGCGUCCAUUCUUCUGUCCUGAGUUGCCUAGAGAAGGUGACAGGGGUGCCUCCCUGAAAAUCUGUUCAUGAGAAACUUAGCACUUCUAGCAGCUUUCUCGGAGGUGAAUGAAUGAGACCUUUAACCUGAAUAAUGUCAGAAUGACCCAGGGAGAGAAAACGCACUAUAGUAGAAGGAUUUGUAAGAAUAGAUUUUGUAGACAUGGCAACUAACCAAUUUUUAGGCUAUAUUUUAUAGACUUUGUAGCUAAAGAACUAUGGGAUUUUAGGGGAUGUUAUUAAGUGCUCCAAGCUUCAGCUUUCCUAGUCUUCAAGUGGGGCCAAAUUUCUCAAAUAGUUGUGACGAUUAGACAGAGCUGUGCAUUUAUUUUGUACUAAAUACAAUGGGAAAUUUUA
This is a messenger RNA of Neogale vison (American mink), 1409 nucleotides long. It is a transcript of the gene RFPL4B, whose product is annotated as ret finger protein like 4B. The transcript has 2 exons. The record is from RefSeq and is a predicted model, not a curated record. Lineage: Eukaryota; Metazoa; Chordata; Mammalia; Carnivora; Mustelidae. Bases 273 to 1085 code for a protein of 270 amino acids. Gene Ontology annotation, molecular function: protein binding.